This is a messenger RNA of Pararge aegeria (speckled wood butterfly), 1690 nucleotides long. RefSeq names its product cholinesterase 1-like. Gene Ontology annotation, molecular function: hydrolase activity. NCBI's taxonomy places the organism in Eukaryota, Metazoa, Arthropoda, Insecta, Lepidoptera, Nymphalidae. The record is from RefSeq and is a predicted model, not a curated record. Bases 53 to 1690 code for a protein of 545 amino acids. The transcript is spliced from 4 exons.
UUUAUUGCACGGAGGAAUUUGUUUGUUGCGUAACGAAAAGCAUUUACGUGACAUGAAGGCUUCGAGCUGGUUAGUUCUCUGGUCCCUGUGGGCCGCACGUUUCGUCCAGCAGCCCACGAUGCCCGUGCGGACCCAUGGAGGCUGGCUUCGCGGGCUGAUGGCACCCGAUGGCUCCUAUAAACAAUAUCUGGCAAUACCGUAUGCUACCAUUCCAGAGAAUCGGUUUCAGGCUCCUGAUAAAGCACCAACAUGGCGAGGCGUUUUCGACGCUGUAGAAGAGUACAUUCGAUGUCCACAAAGAUUUUCUGAAGAAGGCAUGGUCUUGGGCCAAGAAGAUUGUUUAGUCCUUAACAUAUACACUCCAGCCGAAUCUACACCAUCCUCAAAGUAUCCGGUCAUGGUAUUUAUACACGGUGGUGCAUUUUUCGAAGGCUCUGCAACUACAUUUUUGUAUAGUGGAGGUUAUUUAGUCAGAAAAAAAGUCAUCUUUGUCACUUUCAACUAUCGGUUUAAUAUUCAAGGUCACUUGUGUCUGGGGAUUAAAGAAGCUGCGGGAAAUGCUGGGAUGAAAGAUCAAGUGGCAGCUUUGAAAUGGAUUCAGCGUAAUAUCAAAGCAUUUGGUGGUGACCCAGAUAAUGUAACACUGUUCGGAGUGAGCUCUGGUGCUGCAUCUGUGUCUUAUCACAUGCUUUCGCCAAUGUCUGAGGGAUUAUUCCACAAGGUUAUAAUAGAGAGUGCUUCUUCACUUGCACCUUGGGCCUUUCAAUUUAGGCCAGUAUACACGGCUAGUUUACUCACCAAAGCAAUGGGAUACACUACUGAAGAUCCCUACGAGAUUUAUAACAUAUUGUUGGAAAAGACUGACGAAGAGCUUGUCCGAACAAGGGUACCCAGACAAAUAGGUAACACAAAAGUUUCAGAACCACUAUACUCACCGUGCUUAGAAAAGAAAAUAGUAGGAGAGGAAGCCUUUUUGACUGAUCUGCCAUUUAAUUUGUUAUCAAAGGGAAAGUACAAUAAAGUUCCCAUGAUAAUAGGACGGAACAUUGAAGAAGGGUUAUUUUUGGCAGGCAUGGAGAAUGUUACAAGUAUAAAUAACAUGAGGGUUGAAAAAUCUUUACCAAAAGAUUUGGCGAUACCAAAUGAGGACGUUCGAAAUGAGAUAGUAAAAAAGUUAGAGAGGUAUUACAUGGAUAAUAAAAAUAUCAGUUAUGAGACGAUAGGUAAUCUUUCGAGACUACUCGGAGAGAUUUUUUUUGUUUAUCCGGUUUUGGAAGAGACAGAACUUCACUUGGAGAAUAAUGACAGUCCUGUGUAUACUUACGUUUUCAACUACGAUGGCUGGAGGAAUAUGGCUAAAUUCUCCCUCUUAUCGUGGGUUCUGUGUAGCUUCCCUGGGGCAACCCAUGCUGAUGAAAUGUUCUACUUAUUCAGCCAACCGAUGCUUCCUUCAAUGUUUGAGAGCAAAAUGAUAGACAGGAUGACGACCAUGUGGACAAACUUUGCUAAAUAUGGGGAUCCUACACCUGAGUCCACCGCUCUCUUACCAGUGAAGUGGACUGCGGCCAACAAGUCGUCUCCGGAGUCUUUGGUCAUUGACGCCGAGUUCUCGACGGCGCCGCUCUACUCUCGGGAAUCGCUAAAGUACUUGCGGGAAAUUUACUCCAAGUACAGAAGGAAAGAGGAUUGA